AGACAGAAAGCGGUUGCUCUCUCUCUCCCUCUGGCUGGUGAAGAGUUUUCUCUGGCUCUCUCUCUCUCUCUUUCUCUCUCUGACUGGUAAAGAGUUUUCUCUGUCUCUCAACAGAGAGAAAGCGCAGAGAGAGCGAGAGCGAGCUUUAUCAUUAAGCUAACGACUCAAGAAUUCGAAACUUUUGUAUAUUUACAGAGAAAGGGGAAGAAGAAGACGGCGGCGGUGGCUUCGGAGGUGGUGGGAGACUUCUGAUAUUCAGCAUAGUUCCCUUUCAUGGUUGCAAAUGGACAUUUGUUGCUUUUGAGCCCCAAUAUAUUAUGAUUGCAGCUGAGCAGUUGUAGAAAGAUGACUGAACAAUUGACUACUAAAUCUCGUCGAGUUAAAUGUCCACGAUGCCGGCGGGUUCUCCUAGAGUUGCCAAAUAUUCCCAUUUACCAGUGCGGAGGAUGUGGCACAUUUCUCCAAGCUAAGAAACGCAAAAAUGACUCCAAGGACACAGGAUCAGAUGCACAUCAAACAGAUGGUGGGCCGAAAAUUGUUCUGGAGCAUCUUCCUAAUGACAAAGAAGCUAGAAGCUUAAUUCAAGGAGAAGUGCUUCCUUCUGCACGUGAAUCAUCAUUAGAUAAAAUCCAUGGCAGCGGUCAAAUUAAAAUUUCUGAUAGCAAUAGGGAGCAUUCUGGAGAUAUAAAGUUUUCAGGUGAACUCUCUACAGAGGUUAUACACCACAGAACUGAAGUUCCUGAGUCAGCAGUGGAGGCUGAAACAGAAAUUGAUCAAGAUGAGUGUUCUCUGGAACAAAAUAAGCAGGAUCGAAAUGAAUUUGGAUAUUUGAAUGAGAAGCUUCCUGGAGGCAUAAGCUUUUCUACUGAAAUUGCUUCAUCAACUGAGCUUGAUCGUCAUCAGAGUGAGGAGUCAUCACUUGUAGCUGGAGUUCAUAGGGAAAUGGGUUUGAAUCAGAACGAUGGAAGUAAUCAAAAUGGAUAUCGAUAUUGCAACUCAAAAGAGCCUGCAGGCACCAACUCUGAUGAAGUUGCUUCAUCAACUGAGAUUAGUCAUCAUGGGAGUGAGGAGUCAUCACCAUUUUCUGGAGUUCAAAGUGAAGUGGAUCAAAAUAGCAGGAUUUUGGAACAAAUUAAUGGAAGGAAUCAAACUGCACAAGGAGACUACAGUGGAAUGAAUCAUAGUGAAUGUGGAGAUUACAAGACAGAAUCCAAUGAAAAUAUGAAAAUUUCUGAUGAAGUCACUUCAUCUGUAAUUAGAACAUUUUGUACAGAAUUGGCCCCGAAUUUCAAGAGUCAGUUUGGAAGUUUAAGUGAGGAAAGUGUGCUAGCUUCAAGCCCGAAGGGUUCAAACAUUACUGCACGGAAGCCGUUGAGUGAAAGCAUUUUAACAGAUAAUCAUACGUCUCCUUGCAUUGAACAGCUUGAACAAUCUCAAGAAAGUGGUUUGGACCGUGUGAGCUCUGUAGAUGCAAUGGAAAAUAUUGCACUAGCCAGUCCGAGCUCUGAGUUCAGUGCAUUGCUCAGGCACAUGCCUAAAUCUCCAACAACCAAGAGUUAUUAUGCUUAUGAUGGUAGUGAUUCUUCCUAUGAUGGAACUGAUGAUCACCAUAAUCGGCAUAUAUCCAAAAGAAAAUUAAAGGAGGCUGUGUCUACCAGUAGCAGAACAAUGCCCAGAAGGGAUGAGAUUAUGAAUAAGAUUACAAGUAGAUAUCCAGAAAUACAACAUCGCUCAUCAAUUUCAUCAGAAAAUAAGAAUUAUCCCGUGGAAGGCAGCAAGUGGUCUCAAGACGAAUUGCUUGAAUCAAGAAAAUGUGGCCAUCCAGUUAGGAGCAGGAAGAAAUAUGAGAGAGAUGAGUGGCUACCUAAGGGGUCUUUUUAUUCAAGGAGCGCCCAGGUUGGCUAUGAAAAUGGCAGCCUUUCAGAUUAUGGUCAGAGUGAGUUCCAAAGCAUUACAGGCUUUCAUUCACCUAGCAGGUCCGAGUACCAGGAAGAGGAGAAAUUGGAACAGCUAAAAUGGGUUAAUAAGGAGAAAAUGGAACUACUAAAAAUGGUUUACGAACUGCAAGAUCAGCUUCACAGAACACGUAUUGUCAAAGAGAAGACUAAUGAAAGAUUUCCUGGAGUUUCUGGGAAGGAAAAACAGAUUUCCCCCCACCAUGAAUAUGAAGUACCAGAGCCAGAAAUAUUCCACAAUUUAAGCAAUACUAGGUACAAUACAAGAUUUAAUCAAGGAAGAAGUUGGCCCCACCAAAGUCAGGUUGCACGAAUUCCUUUCUCGGCAGAGGCCUCAAUCAUCAGAAACCAAUUUGAUUGUUCCUGUUUGAAUUGUUCUCCUCAAGAUUGGCAGGGCUUGGCACCUUCACUGCCCCAUGUAUGCUGUAACAGAAACCAAUAUACCGCCCACCCGAGUCAGAGAUCUCAAAAUCUCUACCACUCUGGCCCUUCAAGUCAACGUCAUUAUACAGGUUCCGAGUUCUCCUCAGGGGGAUGUGAUGCCAAGUCUGAGGAUCACUGGUACACAAAUCAAAAUGAGCUGCAGAAAUAUACUAAGGAGAGACGUCAUUUGGCUAAGAGACAUGUUCGACCUCUUGCAGGUGGAACCCCUUUCUUAACCUGUUACAAUUGCUUGGAAAUCUUGCAACUUCCUGCAGAUUUCCUCGUCUUCAGAAAGAGAUGCCAUCAGCUGAGGUGCAGUGCAUGUUCCUUUGCACUAAAAUUUUCACUUCAGAACAGAACUCAUCUUGUUCCGUAUUCUGAUUUUGCUGCUGAUGUUAUUGCACCUCUGCCCAGUGAGGUUGAUACCUGCAGCAAUUCUAACAACAGGGAGAAGUUGGUAUCAUUGUCUCAUGCCAAUAAUUAUCCAGAUGCGGGGCCUGCAUCAUGUUCUGAUGAUCAUGGACCAUCCUUAAACAAAACUUCCUCAACUGAAGGAGAGUCCUUUGCUGUCGGGCUACCAUUCCAUGCUAUUGGAAGGGGUUCAAAUGACAGAAAGGCGUCAUUUGAUAGGUCUCCGUCCAAAUUAUCCUCAGAAAUUGAAGAAUUGCCGCCACUGCCAAGUUCCCCACUUCAUAGGCUCAUGGGAUAUUCUUCCCCAAGUGAGGUGAUGGAUAAUUGACCAGGUCAUAUAUUUUGGGAAAAGACUUGGCAACAAGGAACUGGUUCGAUAUUAGGGGGGGGGGGGGGGGCGGGCACCCUGCUACAUAGAGGAAAAUGUUUGUGGAACUCCUUUUGAUAUCUAAACUACGGAGAUUGUGGGAGUCAUCUGUUCCUAUAAUCCAACAAAUUUUCUCAGAGGAUUUCUUGAGUUUAGUAUUAUAGAAACUGAAGGAUAGAUGUCGCAAUUGUGGAAUUUGUAGACUGAGUUAGCUUAGUGGGAAAUUUGAGAAAUAUGAAGGUUUGAUUGAAGUACGAUGAUUUCAGAAAUUUAAGAUUGAAUGGCCGGAAAGUUUGAUGGUACUUUCCGGAUAGUCCCAGUGUGUUUGGCAUUUAGGCUCUCCGCUCUACAAGGAUUGAUUACUUUACAAAGAAGCAGUUCCCAUUUCCAUGGUAAGAAGGCAGAAGCGUAAUCUGGUUGAUUCACGUGCUAUUUGUUUUAUUGGUCGAUAAAGUUACUGGUAUGUGCAGUACUGAACUCUCUUGGUUGUGAUAUAUUUUUUGCUUAAAUGAAAUCCCUUUUUGACCAAAUCCCGCAAAACUACACAAAGAUCUUUAACUAUGGAGUGAUUGAAAGUUAAAACUGUGACUGAAGGUUUAUAUGUAUGGAUCGAUUUCAUCCAAAAUUGUCGGAUAUAGUAGCUUGAAGCCUUUCUCAGUGUAUCAGAAUUUAUCAUUGAUAAUAAACUAUCUUGAAGCCUUUA
Molecule: messenger RNA, 3859 nt
Organism: Diospyros lotus (date-plum)
Lineage: Eukaryota; Viridiplantae; Streptophyta; Magnoliopsida; Ericales; Ebenaceae
Exons: 3
Coding region: 346-3117 (923 amino acids)
Biological process (GO): regulation of defense response to fungus
Source: RefSeq, a predicted model, not a curated record